Molecule: messenger RNA, 8511 nt
Organism: Paramisgurnus dabryanus
Lineage: Eukaryota; Metazoa; Chordata; Actinopteri; Cypriniformes; Cobitidae
Source: RefSeq, a predicted model, not a curated record
GUCCAGGAAGAUUGGACGAUGCUUCCCUGAGAACCCUACUCUACGAAGCUAUGGCCAUCGUCAACAGCCGUCCACUAAAUGUCGAUGGAAUUAAUGACCCAAUGACUUUGGAACCUUUAACUCCAAACCACCUUGUACUGAUGAAGUCUAAGGUCGCCUUACCACCUCCAGGAAAGUUCGUCAAAGAAGAUAUGUAUGCUGCAAAGAGAUGGCGCAGAGUACAGUUCUUAACUGAACAAUUCUGGAGCCGGUGGAAGAAAGAAUACCUCUUGAAUGUGUCUACGAGGCAAAAAUGGCACGUACCUCGACGCAACUUGCAAAUAGAUGAUAUAGUCAUCAUCAAAGAGGAUACACUUCCAAGGAAUCAGUGGCAAUUAGCUCGUGUAGUCGAGACUACAGAAGGAUCAGAUGGUUUGGUUCGUAGAGUAAAGGUUCAAGUUGGAGAUAAAGGACUACAACAGAAACAAAGUCAUAGCUACAAACAUUCAAUUAUUGAACGGCCAAUUCAAAAAUUGGUACUUCUCAUUGAAGAUAAAACCAGUAAGUUAACGCCUUGUUAACUAAGGGAAAACACUUACAUCAGACGUGUUCAGUUAAGGAAUGUGAAACAAGUUUAUGUCUGCUUGCUACUUAUAUUCAUAUGCUUUAUAGUCUGCUUUUCCAUAGUCUAGAAAUCAUGUUCUGAAUAACUGUUGGUUAAUUCCUUUCUUUUGCAUUCAUUAAGUAUAACAUGAUUUGGUGGGAGUGUAAGUGGCCACUAGAGGUCACUAAGUUUACCUUUCCAUUGAAUGUCAAUCACAUUACCGGGUUGAGACUGCAACCCCGGAAUCUGAAUAGCGACAGAUGGUUUCUCUGCUUGUGUUUUCUUGCUUGUGUCCGGGGGACUUGGAUAUGCUUUUUUGAUUAUAAGUCAGCGAUUGUUGCAAGCAGCAUUAUAUUGAGGAUUUGCAGUUGCACCCCUUGGUGAGCGGAAUGAGUUUUCACGGUGCUUAUGAAGAAGAUUGAAAAUAAAUGAUUAACGUUACACCCGUUAGAGACUCUCUGCUUGUUAUCGGGAAACCGGGGGGCAGCUAUAGUGAAAACUCAGCCGCUGAGCCAUCCAUCCACGCCAUCUUCGUUCAGCUGAUAUGAGAUCGGCCAACGCUACACGUGCGAGUGUGUGGAUUCCAUGGCUGCAGCGAGAGGCCUUCAUCGACUAAGCUGGUAAACUCGACUUGAGACAUCAAUAUAGAAGUCAGUGCCACAAAUGGAAUUACAUGCUCAGUUAAUUCAUAUGGGACUUUGCACAUUUUAAGAAAAUAAAGAAAGGCAAUAUCCAAAUUACUUCAAGAGGAUUUUGACUGUGCUACAAAGUACUGUAAAUGCUAGACCAGUAAGACAAAGCACAAAGUCUAAUGGCACAAUUGUUUCACUUCUCCUGAAAGACUUUAACCCUUUAAUUCUGACAUCUUUGAGAAAUAAAUUGUCUGUUUGCAAAUUGUCAGCAGUAAUCUUGUUAAGACAUUUGUAUUGUAUCUGUUUACUCUUUGGGGUCCAGCACAAGUGUAAACGUCUGAUGUAAGUGGCAGCAUAGUUGAGAAGUCUAAACCGUCAUUUACUUCAAAUUGAGUUUAGAUGUAACCCCCCCCCCCCAAAGCUUUAUAGUUUAAACAGAUCUACUGAGUCUUUACAAUGUCAUCUCCUGCCGACAAUAUGGAAAACCCUUCAGAAGCACACCAGACUAGGUCAAGCUCCCGUGAGCGUAGUUUAACAACAAAGGGUCAAGAGUUACGUGAACAGGAAGCAAUAAAAAAUGAAAGGAUAUUCAACAAAGCCUAUGAUGCCUGGAAACACGUAGCAAAGGAGGUUAGAACCAAAUUAAAAGUUUUCUGCUCUGCUGAGGAUCUUGAUAGGAUUCAAACAGAAGUCAAAUCUAAACAAGCUAUAGUACACCAAAAUUAUGAACCCAUUCGACGCAAUCAAACCGCUACUCCAGUUAUCACCAAAAGAAUGGAUGCAUGUGACACUCUAACAGUUGAGAUCUGCGACCUUGUCAGCAAACGGCUAAAGAACAUAGACGAGGCUUUCAAUGACCAACUAGAGAAAGCGAGAGUGAGAAUAGCGCUAAAUAAGGAUGAUUAUGGGUCAGUUUUUGGGAAUACUAAAACAGAAACAGUAACUUCUGAAUCAUUACAAAGAUCAGAACUUAACUCAAGCGUCAACUCAAAAUCCUCUAGCAAACGUGCAGACGCCGAAGCAGAAUUAGCAGCCAAAGUAGAAGAGGCUAAAGCCAUGCAAAAAAUACAAGCCCAACAAGCGAAACUCGACAAACUGGAAAGUGAAUGGAAACUCAAGGAAACUCAAAUGUUAGCAGAAAUAAAGCAAAGGGAGGCUGAAAUAAAACAAAAGCUAGAAGCGGAAAAGACAAAGUUGCAACAACUACAGGUAAAUAGCGAAGUAAGAGUAGCAGCAGCUCGCGUGAGAGCCUAUAACAACUUUGAUGGUCUCGAAAGUUUUAAGGAAGACACAGAUCAGGAAACUCAGCAUGAUCAACAAGACAUGGGACCCGAGAUCUCGCUAAAUCCGCAAGCAGCACCUUUCCAGCCUCACUUUAUACCCUCCAACGUGAAAGUAACUCAGGACGAAACAAGUCUCGCUCAGGCAAUUGCAAGCUCACUUACCUUAAGCCGCCUACCUGUUCCCGAACCGACUGUGUUCUCUGGUGACCCCCUAAAGUUCAUAGACUGGAGGAUAUCUUUCUUGGCUCUCAUCGAUCAGAAACCCCUUCCUGCUAGUGAGAAAAUGUUUUACUUAAAGAACUACCUCGCUGGGGAGGCACGUAAGGCCGUAGAAGGAUUUUUCUUCCACAACUCAGAGCAAGCAUACAAGGGCGCCUGGGCAGUCUUACAGGACAGAUAUGGAAGUCCAUUCAUUGUCCAAAGAGCAUUCAGGGACAAGCUCACAAAGUGGCCAAAAAUUGCGGCAAACGAUCCAAUAGCAUUAAGAGAGUUCGCAGAUUUCCUUCAAGGCUGCGCCGAGGCCAUACCUCACGUCAAGGGCCUGAGCAUUCUAAACGAUUGUGAAGAAAAUCAUAAACUCCUUAAAAAGCUGCCUGAAUGGAUGAUACGCAGAUGGAGCCGUAUAGUUGUAGAAGAGCUAGACAGGUCUGGAGAAUUUCCAAGCUUUGCACACUUCACAGGAUUUAUGCAAGAAGAAGCUCGCGUCGCCUGCAACCCCAUUGCAUCCCCUCUCUUGAUGAACCUUAAACCUAGCGACGAGAGAUUCGCAAGAAGAGCUAAGGCACUCAACACAAGCAUACAAACGAAAAGUCCCAUCUCAGGAACCAUCGAAAACCCAAACUUGAGGCUACCUUGCUUAGUCUGUAAGGAUGAAACACACGGCGUCGUCAAGUGCCCAGCCUUCGCAGCAAAGACUCCAGAUGAAAAGAAAGCCUUCAUCCUCGAAAACCACCUGUGCUUCGGAUGCCUAAGGAAGGGGCAUAUUACCAAGGCAUGUAAGAGGCGUCACACCUGUGGUACUUGUGGCCGACGUCAUCCAACCUGUCUGCACAUAGACAGAGACAGGAAUCCCGCUGAACCUGCAGACAGAGAGUUUACGGCUCCAGGGAACCGUACAAGCAAGGAAAUUCAAAGGGUUAUGUCUCAUGCUUUGACCCAGCAUAGCUCUGCUACAUCUAGCAUUGUUCCAGUUCUCGUGUCGUCAAUCAAAGAACCCAAGAAGGAAACACUCACCUAUGCCUUGCUCGACACCCAGAGCGACUCCACCUUCAUCUUGGAUGAUCUGGUUGCUGAACUUAAUGUAAGUGUACAGCCUGUGCAGCUUAAACUCAGCACAAUGACAGCUGUCGAUACAGUCAUAGCAAGCAAGGCUGUGUGCGGUCUACAGGUCCGGGGACUCAACUCUGAAAUUUACGUCCAACUACAUCAGGCGUAUGCACGAGAGUUUAUUCCAGUCGAUAAGUCUCACAUCCCUACUAGAGAUACAGCCCUCCAUUGGCCUCAUCUGAAAAGUCUGGCAAAAGAGUUGCACCCGCUUCAAGAUUGCGAGGUGGGUUUGUUAAUCGGCUACAAUUGUCCGUCAGCUCUGGCUCCUCUGGAAGUGAUCACAGGUGAACACAGCGAACCAUUUGCGCAAAAAACUCUGCUUGGAUGGAGCAUAAUCGGAUCAGCCAAUCCUUAUUUGGACAGACGAGGAGAUGAAAGCUUUGUGCAUCGCGUCGCAGUGAAGGAGGUACCAUUGGCCACUGAUGUGUUGAAAGUACUGGAGUCAGACUUUAAUGAGAAAAGUUACGAGGACAAGUACGUAUCACAGAACGACGUUCACUUUAUACAGUUUCUUAAUGACAACAAUAUACAGAAAGAUGACGGCCGUUUCGAGAUACCUCUACCCUUCAAGGACAAUUGUUUCCCGACUCUACCGAACAACAAAAGGCUGGCUACUCUCCGACUGCAACACCUAGAGAAAAAGCUAAGGGCUAACAAACAGUACCUCGAGCAAUACAUUGCUUUCAUGGGUGAAAUUAUACAGAAAGGUCACGCUGAGCCAGCCCCUCCACUCGCUGAAGGAGAGACGGUGUGGUAUAUUCCCCACCACGGAGUGUACAACCCCAAGAAGCCAGGGAAAUUAAGGGUCGUGUUCGACUGCUCGGCAAAGUUUCGAGGGAUCUCCCUGAAUGACACUCUGCUAACGGGGCCCGAUCUGAUUAACUCUUUAGUAGGAGUUCUUUGUCGCUUUAGAAGAGAAGCUGUGGCUGUGAUCUGCGACAUCGAAAAGAUGUUCCACCAAUUUAGCGUUUCGCCCAAAGCCCGCAACUACUUGAGAUUUCUGUGGUGGAAGGACGGAUUGCUCAACACAGAACCACAGGAGUAUAGAAUGUCGGUCCACCUUUUCGGAGCUGCAUCCUCCCCAGGAUGUGCCAACUUUUGUCUUAAAUAUCUGGCACAAAACAACAAGGAAAAACACCCUGUAGCCUCUGAAUUCGUGGAAAAGAACUUCUACGUGGACGACGGAUUAACCAGCGUCCCUACAGCCAAAGAAGCCAAAGAGUUAAUCAUCAGCGCUCAAGAAUUGUGUCAAGGUGCCGGCCUGCGGCUGCAUAAGUUCAACUCCAACCUUAAGGAAGUUCUUUCCUGCAUUGCUCCCUCAGAAAGAGCCAUAAGCACUGAUACCUUUAACUUCCAAACUGAUGCAACCUCAGAAGGACUCGUACUUGGUAUCCAGUGGUCAGCAGAAAACGACACAUUCAGUUUCCACGGUAAUGUAAAGGACCACCCCCCAACUCGCCGUGGUCUCCUGUCAGUUGUGGCUUCCCUGUAUGACCCUCUAGGGUUUAUAGCCCCCUUCAUUCUGAGUGGCAAACGCAUCCUGCAGGAACUAUGUUGCAAAGGCAUUGAAUGGGACGACCCUAUUCCUGAGUACUUGCGUUCACGGUGGGAGGAGUGGAAAAACGACUUGCAGAAUCUUAAAGAAGUCACCAUACCUCGUUGUUAUCAUCCUCAAAACUUUGGCAAGAUCGUCAGAGUGGAACUGCAUCACUUCUCGGACGCUAGUACCACAGGUUACGGGGCCUGCUCCUACCUAAGAUACAAAAACGACAGGAAUGAGAUACACUGCAGCUUCGUUAUGGCUAAAGCGAGGGUAGCUCCUCUGAAGAUCACAAGCAUUCCACGAUUGGAACUCUCUGCCGCAGUCACUGCAGCCAGAAUGAGUAUCAUGCUAAAGGCGGAGCUUGACAUGAAAAUCGAGCAAGAAUUCUUCUGGACAGACUCACAAGUAGUACUCGCCUAUAUUAACAACGAGGCGCGAAGAUUUCAUGUGUUCGUGGCGAACCGUGUACAAUUGAUAAGAGAGAUUACAGACCCAAGCCAAUGGAACUAUGUAGACACAGCCCAUAACCCAGCGGAUUAUGCAUCUAGAGGUCUUCUUGUUCGUGACAUCUCCUCCACUAGCUGGUUGUCAGGACCCAAGUUUCUGUGGGACCAAAAGCCACUGCCCUCGCUUAAACCAUCUACCGAGUUGCUUGUAGGUGACCCUGAAAUCAAGUCAAUUCAAGUGCAUGCUACUCAAUUUAGCGAACAAAACGACAUCUUGGAGCGACUGAGUCGAUUUUCCACCUGGACGACACUGAUUAAGGUGGUAGCCAGAAUUAAAAGACUUGGGUCUAGGCAGAGCCAUUCAGCUGGUGAAGUUGUGACCGUUGAGGAACGCUCGAGAGCCGCUAAAGUGGUGUUUCAGCUCGUUCAGCUGCAAGCCUUUCCCCAAGAUCAAAGGACGUUGCAAAGAAAUCCCAGUGGGAGCACUAUUCCAAACUCAAGUCCUCUUCGUCACCUCGACCCCAUUUUGGAGGAGGGACUUAUUCGCGUUGGAGGAAGACUUAAAGGUUCCACUCUCAGCCAAGAACAAAAGCACCCCAUCAUUCUCCCUAAGGACAGCUACAUUACCAAGCUGAUUUUAUCCCAUUACCACGAAAAGACCUGUCAUCAAGGUCGAAAUCAGACUAUGAAUGAGCUGCGAGCAAACGGAUUCUGGCCUCUCGGUGGGAAUAAGUCAGUCGCCAAAUUAAUACAUGAAUGUGUGAGAUGCCGGAGGCUCAGAAGACCGACUGAAGAGCAACGAAUGUCUGAACUCCCCAGAGAGCGCUGUGAAGUCUCUGCUCCUUUCACAUUCUGUGGAAUGGAUUGUUUCGGCCCAUUCAUCACUAAACGAGGCCGCAAGGAGUGUAAGAGAUAUGGACUUAUCUUCACAUGCUUAGCUUCUCGAGCAGUUCAUCUUGAAAUGCUGGAAGACAUGACCACGGACGCUUUUAUCAACGCCUUGAGGUGCUUUAUUAGCCUUAGAGGAGCUGUUAGUCACCUUUACUGCGAUCAGGGCUCAAACUUCGUGGGUGCGAAGAACGAGUUAAAGGAAGCGCUCAAGCAAUGUGACGCAGAGGCUUUGAAAGCUUUUCUUGCGGACAGACAGUGUGAAUUCAUUUUCAACGCCCCGUCUGCGAGUCAUGCAGGCGGGGUGUGGGAACGCCAAAUUCGGUCUAUUCGUAAUGUGCUGAACAUCACAAUUGCUCAAUGUCCAGGAAGAUUGGACGAUGCUUCCCUGAGAACCCUACUCUACGAAGCUAUGGCCAUCGUCAACAGCCGUCCACUAAAUGUCGAUGGAAUUAAUGACCCAAUGACUUUGGAACCUUUAACUCCAAACCACCUUGUACUGAUGAAGUCUAAGGUCGCCUUACCACCUCCAGGAAAGUUCGUCAAAGAAGAUAUGUAUGCUGCAAAGAGAUGGCGCAGAGUACAGUUCUUAACUGAACAAUUCUGGAGCCGGUGGAAGAAAGAAUACCUCUUGAAUGUGUCUACGAGGCAAAAAUGGCACGUACCUCGACGCAACUUGCAAAUAGAUGAUAUAGUCAUCAUCAAAGAGGAUACACUUCCAAGGAAUCAGUGGCAAUUAGCUCGUGUAGUCGAGACUACAGAAGGAUCAGAUGGUUUGGUUCGUAGAGUAAAGGUUCAAGUUGGAGAUAAAGGACUACAACAGAAACAAAGUCAUAGCUACAAACAUUCAAUUAUUGAACGGCCAAUUCAAAAAUUGGUACUUCUCAUUGAAGAUAAAACCAGUAAGUUAACGCCUUGUUAACUAAGGGAAAACACUUACAUCAGACGUGUUCAGUUAAGGAAUGUGAAACAAGUUUAUGUCUGCUUGCUACUUAUAUUCAUAUGCUUUAUAGUCUGCUUUUCCAUAGUCUAGAAAUCAUGUUCUGAAUAACUGUUGGUUAAUUCCUUUCUUUUGCAUUCAUUAAGUAUAACAUGAUUUGGUGGGAGUGUAAGUGGCCACUAGAGGUCACUAAGUUUACCUUUCCAUUGAAUGUCAAUCACAUUACCGGGUUGAGACUGCAACCCCGGAAUCUGAAUAGCGACAGAUGGUUUCUCUGCUUGUGUUUUCUUGCUUGUGUCCGGGGGACUUGGAUAUGCUUUUUUGAUUAUAAGUCAGCGAUUGUUGCAAGCAGCAUUAUAUUGAGGAUUUGCAGUUGCACCCCUUGGUGAGCGGAAUGAGGUGUGUAGUUUGUGUUAUGUUUAUCAAACUUUUAUUUAUAUCAUUGUUUUGCAAGCUGUUCGCGUGGUCUGAACGCAUCACGUGUUAACAAUGUUUAUAUUUUGUACCUUUUUAUUUCUAUGUCUUGAAUGUAAUUUGAUGUGAAAAAUACUGUGAUAAGCUUAUAAGUAUAAAAAACAAUGUUAUAAUCAGGUUUAUGUGACCUGCUAUUUGUGUUUACUUUUAGUUUUCACGGUGCUUAUGAAGAAGAUUGAAAAUAAAUGAUUAACGUUACACCCGUUAGAGACUCUCUGCUUGUUAUCGGGAAACCGGGGGGCAGCUAUAUAGACUAAUACUUAAAUAGACAAAGAUGCAAAAAAUAAAUCCAAUAAACACCCAAGUGUCACGACAGCUUGACUGAUCACAGUUGAAGACCUUGUGUUGUUGAACUUCAGCCAAUGUUUACUCCAUUAAAGCUUAAAUGCAUUCAGC